Messenger RNA from Aspergillus puulaauensis, 2226 nucleotides. It is a transcript of the gene AVT3, whose product is annotated as putative amino acid transporter. The transcript is spliced from 2 exons. Gene Ontology annotation, molecular function: amino acid transmembrane transporter activity. The record is from RefSeq and is a predicted model, not a curated record. NCBI's taxonomy places the organism in Eukaryota, Fungi, Ascomycota, Eurotiomycetes, Eurotiales, Aspergillaceae. The coding region runs from base 1 to 2226 and encodes 741 amino acids. Gene Ontology annotation, biological process: amino acid transmembrane transport.
AUGGCGUCUCCAGGAAGGUAUGACAACGGGGAGGGUUCGUCAUCCCAAAACCCUCGGUCAUCUCCGAUAGCAACCUCUAUUCGCCGUUCAGGGUCUCCCACUCCAGACGCCUCUGUAAGGCAUGCUUCAAUAGCUCGGCUAGCAUCUCCUGUACCAUCUGCGUCCAACUCUGCUUCCGCGAGACAAAUACCGGUUCCAGUACCCCCAGACGACACGCAAGAUCUCGGCAAGGUUGAUAACCUCUCAUCUCUUCCAGGUCCUGGGCAGUCUAUGAUUGCGUCUGGCCUUCAAGAUAGCCUGGGCCGAUCGCCUCCAAGAUUUGGGACCCCGCCAAGGCAUACCGAGUCCCCUCUUUUCAACCAAAAUGUGCAAGUUCGGUCGAAUUACGGCUCCUUCGAUCAAAAGCCUUGGAAAGAAGGGUCAGAAUACUCUGCCGCUCCGUAUGAGGACCCGGAAAUUGUCAAGAGGCAUUUAGUGCAGCCCGUGGAGAGUCAACAUGGUAAAUACUCGGGAGAUGGUACCAAUAAUGCGGACGACGAAUUCUCCAGUCUACAACUUCAAGGGGGUGACAUCACUAGACAAGUUUACAGAUGGGCUGAGGAAGCGGAAGAAGGCGGUUCCACGCGAAAACAUCAGCGCAGCAGGAGUUUCCAUUUUAAUCGACCUACUCCUGAGGGGGACACUAUGAACAUCAACAGCAUUCGUGUUCCAGGUGGAUUUCGAAGGGAUUACUUGCGCAGAACAGCCGGAAGCCCUUAUCCGGGAGACCCUGAUGCAAGGGACGGGGCCUCUCCUGUUCCACCUCAACUUCCGACGACAAGUUUCCUGGAGUUUCUGACCCUCUUUGGCCACUUCGCGGGUGAAGAAUUAGAAGAAGAUGAUGAAGUGCUUGGACCUGACGAGUACUUUUCCUCGGACGCCUGGGACGAAUCAGAAGAACGAGAACCGGGUGAGGAUUCUGCCCUUCUUCGCCCCGAAACACCUGGUAAGAGAAGGCGCAAGCCCCGUGGAGGAACCGGAACGAACACAAGAACUGGAGCAGCGCUGCUUCUUCUCAAAUCGUUCGUGGGCACUGGAGUUCUAUUCCUCCCGAGGGCCUUUCUAAACGGGGGCAUGCUUUUCAGCAGUCUAGUGCUGCUCGCUGUUUCAUUGCUCAGUUUCUACUGCUUCAUUCUUCUCGUGAACACGCGAUUGAAGAUUGAGGGUUCAUUCGGUGACAUGGGGGGCGCACUCUUUGGAAAGCAUAUGCGCCGAGUCAUUCUCUUUUCGAUCGUCCUUAGCCAGUUGGGAUUUGUGUCUGCAUACAUCGUUUUUACGGCUGAGAACCUGCAGGCGUUUGUACUUGCUGUCAGCAAUUGCAAGUCUUUCAUUGACAUCAAAUUCAUGGUUUUGAUGCAAUUGGUCAUCUUUCUACCCCUCUCAUUGAUCAGAGAUAUCAGCAAGCUAGGAUUCACUGCUCUCAUUGCAGAUCUGUUUAUCCUGCUGGGCCUGAUCUACCUGUUUUACUACGACAUUCUCACAAUAUCCGCGCAAGGUGGUGUUGCUGAUAUUAUAUCAUUCAACCCGUCGACUUGGACACUCUUUAUUGGAACUGCUAUCUUCACCUACGAGGGUGUUGGCCUUAUCAUCCCCAUUCAAGAGUCGAUGAAGCAUCCCAAGCAAUUUACAGGGGUCUUGGGUGGCGUUAUGAUCAUCAUCACGAUCAUUUUCCUGUCGGCUGGCGCCAUCAGCUAUGCAGCUUACGGCCCGGCAACCAAGACCGUGAUUCUCCUCAACCUCCCGCAGGAUGACAAGCUUGUGAAUGCUGUUCAAUUCCUUUACUCUUUGGCUAUUCUCCUGAGCACCCCGCUCCAGCUCUUCCCGGCUAUCCGAAUUAUGGAGAAUGAGUUAUUCACGCGCAGUGGCAAGUAUAACCCUGGUAUCAAGUGGAAGAAGAACGGCUUCCGCUUCUUCCUCGUAAUGAUCUGCGCCUUUGUUGCUUGGGGCGGAGCCGAUGACUUAGACAAGUUUGUCUCUCUCGUUGGUAGCUUCGCCUGCGUUCCCCUUAUCUAUGUUUACCCGCCGCUCCUGCAUUACAGGGCUUGUGCGCGGUCCAGACGACAGAAGAUUGCAGACAUAGCGCUUGCCUGCUUCGGAGUCGUCAGCUGCAUCUACACUACAGCAUUGACACUCAAUAACUGGGUUCAGGGUGAUAAUACCAAGGCCCCUGGAUAUUGUGACUCAUGA